Ricinus communis (castor bean) is the source of this 3229-nucleotide messenger RNA. RefSeq names its product phosphatidylinositol 4-phosphate 5-kinase 4. The coding region runs from base 508 to 2811 and encodes 767 amino acids. Lineage: Eukaryota; Viridiplantae; Streptophyta; Magnoliopsida; Malpighiales; Euphorbiaceae. Gene Ontology annotation, molecular function: ATP binding; 1-phosphatidylinositol-4-phosphate 5-kinase activity. The transcript is spliced from 8 exons. Gene Ontology annotation, biological process: phosphatidylinositol metabolic process. The record is from RefSeq and is a predicted model, not a curated record.
UAGAUGUGGAAAACAAUAUAUAUAUAUAUAUAUAGGCUAUUCUUGUUGCCUUGCUUAUCUUAAGCCAAAUGUUUCAUUUACACCAAUAGUUUUGUGAAAAUAAAGUGUAGGCACAGUGAAACUAGAAAAUCCUCCAAAUAACUAAAAGAAAAAAAAAAACAAAGAAAGUACAGGGCACAGAUUUGACUAAGACACAUGAACGUUUGUUCUGGUAGGAGAAGAAAAAGGCACUCUUUGGAUCAAUCGCUCUUUUCGCUCCCUUCACAGUAAAAAAGAAAAAAAAAAGAAAGAGAGAGAAAAACAAUUUGAUAAUAUUUUUUUGGGGUUUCUUAAACACAUUUUAAUUUGUUCAUGAAUGAUCUCAGAAAAACUUUCCAAAUCCAAUUAUAAACCAAAAAAAUAAAAUAAAUUUAACCUAUAGAAGCAUGUGAAUGAGAAAGAAACGGUGAAAGGAAAGAUUAAGGGUGUGGCAGUGCACGAGACUUAUUAGCGAGGAAGAAAAAGAAGAUGAGCAAAGAACAAAGUGGAGUUAUAAAGGCAUGGGAAGCCACAAUAAGGAAGACUCAGGCAGCCAAGAAACGCGCAAAUAGCAUCUUUGGCACGAUCUCUGUAGCACAUGCAGAUGAUGAAAAUGAAGAUGAUCAUGACAACAAUGGAAGUGUUCAGCUGGAACCUUACCAUGCAGAAAAAAUCUUGCCAAAUGGGGAUUAUUAUACAGGCCAGUGGUACGAUAAUUUCCCUUGCGGACAAGGGAAAUAUCUAUGGACAGACGGGUGCAUGUAUGUAGGAGAAUGGAAUAGAGGGAAAACUAUGGGAAGGGGAAAAUUUAGCUGGCCUUCUGGUGCCACUUAUGAAGGAGAAUUCAAAAGUGGAUAUAUGGAUGGGACUGGCGUGUAUACAGGACCGAGCGGUGAUACGUAUAAAGGACAUUGGGUUAUGAACUUGAAGCACGGUCAUGGAACCAAGAGCUUUGCUAAUGGAGAUCUGUAUGAUGGCGAAUGGCGCCGCGGUUUGCAGGAAGGACACGGAAGAUAUCAAUGGACAAAUGGGAACCAUUACAUUGGUGAAUGGAAGAAUGGAAUGAUGUGCGGUAAAGGAACAUUUGUGUGGGGCAGUGGAAAUAGGUAUGAUGGAAAUUGGGAAGAUUGUGUACCCAAAGGGAAUGGAACAUUCAAAUGGCCUGAUGGGAGUUUUUAUGUAGGGAAUUGGAGCAGAGAUCCCAGUGAACAAAAUGGGACUUAUUAUCCUUCAGGAUCAUCUCUUGAAGGAAACUUUGAAUGGGAUCCUCAAGAUGUGUAUAAGGUUGAUUUAUGUGAAUGUCAUAUUUGUCCUGGUGAGAAGGUCACAAUCCUACCAUCACAGAAGAGGCUUGCUGUUUGGAAUUCAUCGAAAGGCGCAGGCGCUGAGAAGCCUAGAAGGAUGUCUGUUGAUGGAAGGGUAAGUGUUGGGAUUGAGAGGGCAUUUGACAGGAUGCACAUAUGGGAUAGUGGAGAUGAUGAUGGUGCUGAUGGGAAACCUUUGGAAGCUGAUUUGUUAGGUCUAAAUGGUGAGGAUGGGUUUCCAAGAUGUCUUCCAAUGAAAGUACCAAAAAUUGUUAAGAGACAAGGAGAUACAAUAUGCAGAGAGCAUAAGAAUUAUGAACUCAUGCUCAAUCUGCAGCUAGGAAUCAGGCAUUCUGUUGGAAGACCAGCUCCAACUGCAUCCCUUGAUUUGAAGGCUUCAGCUUUUGAUCCAAAGGAGAAAGUAUGGACAAGAUUUCCUCCAGAAGGCACUAAGUAUACUCCUCCUCAUCAAUCUUCUGAAUUUAAAUGGAAGGAUUACUGCCCAUUGGUUUUCAGGACUCUGAGGAAGCUAUUCAAGGUGGAUCCAGCUGAUUACAUGUUAUCUAUAUGUGGGAAUGAUGCACUUCGCGAACUUUCCUCUCCUGGAAAAAGUGGUAGCUUUUUUUACUUGACAAAUGAUGAUCGAUAUAUGAUCAAGACAAUGAAGAAAGCAGAAGUAAAAGUGCUUAUAAGGAUGCUCGCUGCCUAUUACAACCAUGUUAGGGCCUUUGAGAACACUCUAGUUACCAAAUUUUUCGGUCUGCAUUGUGUGAAGUUAACUGGGCCUGCCCAGAAGAAGGUACGAUUCAUCAUUAUGGGAAAUCUUUUCUGUUCUGAAUACACCAUCCAUAGGCGUUUCGACUUGAAAGGUUCUUCCCUUGGCCGCACAACAGAAAAACCAGAAUCAGAGAUCGAAUCAACAACCAUCCUUAAAGACUUGGAUUUAAAUUUCAUAUUCAGAUUGCAAAAAGCAUGGUUCCAAGAGUUCUGCAGGCAAGUAGAUAGGGAUUGCGAGUUUCUGGAGCAGGAAAGGAUUAUGGACUACAGUUUGCUGGUGGGUCUUCACUUUAGAGAAGUAUCACCUAGUGGAGAUCUGAUUCCCUCUGCAUCUCGAAUUACUUCUGGAGGUGAACCUGAGAGUGAUUCAGGUCCUCGCCUGUCUAGAGCAGAUAUGGAUCAACUUCUUCUUGACCCUGCCAGGUGGGCUCGGAUCAGAUUGGGAGUAAACAUGCCAGCAAGAGUAGAAAGAACUUUGAGAAGAAACCAUUUCGAGUUUCAGCUUGUAGGGGAGCCAACAGGAGAGUAUUAUGAUGUGAUAAUGUUUUUUGGUAUCAUAGACAUUCUUCAAGACUAUGAUAUAAGCAAGAAGUUGGAGCAUGCUUACAAGUCCAUUCAGUAUGAUCCAACUUCAAUUUCAGCUGUUGAUCCUAAGCAAUAUUCAAGGCGCUUUCGCGAUUUCAUAUUCAAGAUUUUUGCAGAAGAACCUUGAAUUUCCAUCUGAUACCUCAUCUCCAGAUUGGUAUAAAUUUCUGCCAACCAGUGCCUUGCCUAAUAUGUUUGUUGAGGCUGUUAAAUUGUCAGUGUAUAUGAUCAGACACUCAAGACCAGGAGAGUUGGGAUGUCCAGGUUCUUCUAGCAGAUUUUGAUUUCUUUCAAUUCAUUUUUCUUUUGAUAUCAAUGAUAUAAAGAUAUAUUAACAUAUCAUGGUAAAGGGAUAGCAUAACCCAGGAGAAGUGCAACCAACUGUGUAAUUACUACAUAUAUGUAACUGUGUUAGAAUGUAUUCUUUUUCUCAAUCAAUAUUCUUUUGAAGAACUUUCCUUGAGGUUUUGGUUUGUCUGAGUUCUAUUGCAUAUAAGGAAAUUCAUGUAAUUGAUAUUACAAGGAUAUAAUGGGAUGUCUUGGAU